GCAUUUCUCUUUUCCUGCCUCUUUCUCUCUCCAUCUCUCCCCUCAUCUUUCUACCGCCAUAUAAUUAUUCUCUACUUCCUCGGGUUGAAGCUGGUCUCGUUAUCAUUCUUCUGAUAGUCCUCCCUCUGCUUUCCCUAUCAUUUCUCGAGACGCGCUCCCCUCCCUACCGGUUUUCCCACUUCCUCCGCCCGGAUCGGUCUUCCCUCUCCGCUCCGCAAAGUCCGUUUUUCUGCGUCGGCAUUUUUGGCCUCCAGCUCGAGACCAACUCUCCUCGGUCCUCCCGGAGCUUCUUUCACCUGUGCCCGCAGCCUCUUUCGUCCCUCUCUAGCAGUCGCCUCUUCCAGAAACCUCAAGAGCUCAAUGGCGGUCCCCGAACAGAUCCCCGGGCAAGAAUAUGACUAUGAAGCCCUCCCUUCCAACUACGGCUUAGGCGCCAACAUGUUGGCUGGCGCCUUCGCAGGUAUCGCAGAACACUCCGUCAUGUAUCCAGUAGACUUGCUCAAGACUCGCAUGCAAAUCUUGCAUCCUACGACUGGAGGGCUCUACACAGGCUUGACCAAUGCGGUUUCGACGAUCUACCGGAUCGAGGGCUGGCGGACACUGUGGAAAGGUGUCUCGAGUGUGAUUGUUGGCGCUGGUCCCGCUCACGCCGUGUACUUCGGAACAUAUGAGAUGGUGAAGGAAUUGGCAGGUGGUAAUGUUGACGAUGGCCACCACCCGGUCGCUGCAGCCCUGAGCGGUGCCUCUGCGACUAUUGCUAGCGACGCCUUGAUGAAUCCCUUUGACGUGAUCAAGCAACGUAUGCAAGUGCAUGGCUCGGUACAUAAGAGCCUUCUUCAAUGCGCCCGGUCCGUUUACCGCACAGAGGGUUUCCAGGCAUUCUACGUCUCCUAUCCGACCACCCUCUGCAUGACUGUUCCCUUCACCGCCACUCAGUUUGUCGCCUACGAGUCCAUCUCCAAGAUCAUGAACCCGUCGCAAGACUACGAUCCUUUUACGCACUGUAUGGCCGGUGGUCUCGCGGGUGCGUUUGCGGCCGGUUUGACCACCCCGCUCGACGUGGUCAAGACGCUGCUGCAGACUCGGGGGUUGGCGCAAAACGAGGAAAUCCGUUCAGCCAAGGGAUUGUUCAAUGCGGCGGCUAUCAUCAAGCGGCAAUUCGGCUGGAAGGGUUUCCUGCGUGGCGCCCGUCCCCGCAUUAUUUCCACCAUGCCCAGUACUGCCAUUUGCUGGACCUCGUAUGAAAUGGCCAAGGCCUACUUCAAGGGCCAGCCGGACAACUAAACCCAGUUUCCUUUUUCCAAAUGGCCCGAUGCAUGAAUCCAACACAUCUCAGCUUUCAAACCACUUCUUCGCUUCCUUCCUCUUGCAUGCCACCCCGGGGGGAACAAACACGCAACAACCCCCAUCACAUCAACCUACUCAACUUCCUCUCAUAUUCAUUCCAGGAUAGAAUA
Molecule: messenger RNA, 1457 nt
Organism: Aspergillus saccharolyticus JOP 1030-1
Lineage: Eukaryota; Fungi; Ascomycota; Eurotiomycetes; Eurotiales; Aspergillaceae
Gene: mrsA
Product: putative mitochondrial carrier protein
Exons: 8
Coding region: 361-1284 (307 amino acids)
Biological process (GO): iron import into the mitochondrion
Cellular component (GO): mitochondrial membrane
Molecular function (GO): ferrous iron transmembrane transporter activity
Source: RefSeq, a predicted model, not a curated record